Messenger RNA from Daphnia pulicaria, 4264 nucleotides. It is a transcript of the gene bab1, whose product is annotated as protein bric-a-brac 1-like. The transcript has 8 exons. Gene Ontology annotation, biological process: regulation of transcription by RNA polymerase II. Lineage: Eukaryota; Metazoa; Arthropoda; Branchiopoda; Diplostraca; Daphniidae. Bases 351 to 2756 code for a protein of 801 amino acids. Gene Ontology annotation, molecular function: DNA binding; protein binding. The record is from RefSeq and is a predicted model, not a curated record. Gene Ontology annotation, cellular component: nucleus.
AGGAUGGAAAAAAAAAGAAAGAGGGGAGGAGCUCUUCCCAAAGAGAGAGAGAGAGAGACGCUGCCAACGCCGCGCGUCUCUCCCCAAGUGUUGGUGGCCGCCGGUGGCGCUCUAGAGCCCAUUCGACCGACAAGUGUCCACAAGAGCGGUCGUACACACCAUCACCUCUAUCUUUUUUUUCCUUUUCCUCUCUUUCUUAUUCUAUCUCUCUCUCUUUUUUAUCGUCUUUUUUGUUUUUCUCGUCGUGUUCACAGUUUGAAAUCAAAAUCUUCGUGUGCAUUAUCAAGUGUGACUCCAGGAUUUGAUCGGCACGCAUCAGGAAAACAGGAGGAUAACAAUCAGGAGAGAGAAUGUCAUCGAAAAUGGCCUCGACGUCGUCGUCGUCAUCAUCGGCGGCGUCUGGCGGCUCGUCGCCGCACCUGUGCCUCCGCUGGAACAAUUACCAGUCCAAUUUGACCAGCGUCUUUGAUCAACUGCUGCAGAAUGAGACGUUCGUCGACGUCACUCUGGCGGCCGAUGGACACGCCAUCAAGGCCCAUCGCAUGGUCCUGUCAGCCUGUUCGCCCUAUUUCCAGCAUCUCUUCUUUGACAAUCCCUGCCAGCAUCCCAUUGUCAUUUUGAAGGACACCCGCUGGCCAGAACUCAAGGCUAUCGUCGAGUACAUGUACCGCGGCGAGAUCUCCGUCGCCCAGGAGGAACUGACGUCCCUUUUACGCGUCGCUGAGACGCUCAAAAUCAGAGGACUCUCGGAGCUCAACAGCGACCGACACGCCGCUGCUGCUGCCGCCGUUACGGCCGAUGAUCGCAGCGAAUCCAGUCCGCUGAUUCCCCAUCCGACGGCCGGCCCAUCGACGUCGUCAUCGUCUUCAUCGGCUGCGGCCGUCAGGAGGCAGACGGACAGUCCGACAUGGCCGACAUUGCCUCAUCAUCAUCAUCAUCAUCAAAUUCAUCAUCAGCAGCAGCAACAACAACCGGCGUGGCCUGGACACGUCAUGGAUGAAGAAAUGGCUACGACGCCCACCCCUUCGCCCACUCCUGCUCCGGCGUCUCGAUCGUCUGGCGUCAAACGACGUCGCAUUUCGGGGUCUGAAAGUCCAAUCGGUGGCGCCUCGAGUCCGGCAGCCGCAUCGACUCCGGGAAUGCAUCAUCAGCAUCACGAAGAGGCUAGUUUGGACCAUCACGACGGCCCACUCUCGUUGGUUGGUCAUCAACAACAAGCGCCGCCGCCGCCGCCACCACCGCCGCACAGUCCGGUCGCCUCCUCCGCCUCGUUGGCGCCGCAGGCUUUGACCCAGGCACCGCCUCCUCCAUCUUCUCUCCAUCAACAUCCACUGGCCCACUCGGACGACCUUGAUAUUAAGCCCGGCAUCGCAGAACUCAUCCGCGAAGAGGAGAGGGCCCGGAUGCUGGAAGGGACUCACCCGUGGUUGACCGCUUCACCGUCGGUGCUCUCAGACACGUACCAGUACCAAUUACAGGCGCUGUGGCAGAAAGCCUGGGCUACCGGCCAAGGAGUCAUGCAGAACUUGCGUUUUCGUGAGCGCGGUCCUUUCAAAACUUGGAGGCCAGAAACUAUGGCCGAAGCCAUCAUGGCCGUUCUCCGUGAGGGAUUGUCACUCUCCCAGGCUGCCAGGAAAUUUGACAUUCCCUACCCGACGUUCGUGUUGUACGCCAACCGCGUGAAUAACAUGCUCGGGCCUUCGGCUGAUGGUGGACCAGAAUUGCGCCCAAAAGGUCGUGGCAGACCGCAACGAAUUCUGACCGGUUCUUGGCCAGAAGAUCACGUUCACGGCGUCAUCCGCGCCGUUGUUUUUCGCGAUCCGAGCAGCCUCCCACGUCACAUUGACCGCGAAGAUGCCAGCAAGUUGACCGCUAACCGAUCAGCCGCCAGCUCUAGUAUGAGUCGCUUGCUGACUGUUCAUCCGGCUCAUCAGCAAACAAUUCAGGGCGAACUUGGCGGCAGCAGUGGAUCUGGAAUGCGCGGCUUGAUCCAUUCGGCCAUGAAUAAUGGUAAUAGCCACAAUUAUAAUCAUGAAUUCGCACUGCCAUCUUCCUCCAACAUGACUGGCACAUUCACUCACGGAGGAUCGCUGUUAGCCGGCGGAUCAGCUUAUCCGUCAAUGCGCUCGACAGCCGGGCCGUCGUCUGGCGUCAGUAAUGCAGCGAAUGGCCUCAUGGCCGAUUUGAUGGCCGGAGCGACCAAUGGCUCCAACAACAACAACAACAACAACAACAUGCAAGGUGGAUCGGGAUCCAGUACAAGUUGCCUGAGUGGAAGCGGGCUGACAUCGUCGUCGCUGUUCAACGCUCUGCAACAGGAAGUUGCCGAAGAGACUCGAUUGGCCGCUCUGAAUGCCAUGACUCAGCGUCUGAUGACUUCACUGGAAGGUACGUCGCGGUUUCAUCAUGCUGGGCGUUGCUUAACUUCGGGACGUGAUCAUCCAGGUGACAACUUUGGACUGGGCGUGUCGUGCAACCAGCAACGAGCUGCCAGUGGCAUUCAAAAUCCAGCCGCAGCCGCCGCCGCCGCUGCCGCCCUGGAGGCAGCCGCCUGGUUCGGUCCCAGCAGCAGCUUCAGCGGUCAACUGCCUAUCGUCGAUUUGGCGGCCGACGACGUCACUGUAGCCGAAGAUGACGAAGGUGACGACGACGAAGAGGAUGCCGUUCAACACCUGGCAUCUUUCAGCGCUCAUCAUAACCCGACAGUCAAUAAUCCCGUACACUCUAAACAGCAGGAACAGCUGUUUGGAGAAUAGCCUAUACGCUAUCAUUAAUAAUAUUGAAAGGGUGGCAAUUCAGUUAGUUUAUUUCGUCAUGGAGAUUUUGAAAUGAAAAAUUAUGACGCUAAUGUUAGAAAAUAGUCAGAUUGUAAACUUGCACUUGUCAUUUGUCGUCCAGCAAAAUUUUGUUUGUCCAGUGCCGUUUUUAUUUAAUUUCUUCAUCAGGCACACACUCUUGUAAGUCAUAUUAUCGAGUUGAUGUUUUCAUUCACUCUGUGACAUUUUAUUUCUAUAGAAAAUGGAGUGGCUGGUCUCUUGUACACAGCACCACUGUGGUAUUGUUGUAUAUUCGUUUUGAUGAGCGCACUCGACAAAAAUUUCUCUCACAUUUUUAAUAUGUACUUAAGAAAAAUGUGACUCGAUCUCCUCCUGUAUUUGACAUGGACCAGCUUAAUUGGCCAUAUCUAUUCAGUAUAGGAAAUUACAUUUUGCUCUCCCGCCCUAAAAAAUUAAAGAAACACUAAAUUAAGAGGUCCUCAAAUUGGUCUUUAUCAUUUAGGCUCUCUUAAAUAACCAAUUUUUCGGCUUUUAUUCAAUAAGAAAAGGGUGGAGGGGGAUGCCCAUUUACACAUUUGCUGUCCUUGCUUUUUUUUUUAAAUUGAUCCAAUCAUUUUGUGUGUAACCGUGAAAUAUUUGUAAACAUAUUUCAAGUCAUUUUGGGUCCUUUCGCCAGUUGUCUGUCCUGUUUUAAACUAUGCAUCUGAAAAAGUUGAAAAACACAAACAGGACGUGAAGAAAACGACUAUAAAAAAGAAAUCUUAUUUUCUUUAAGACUCUAAUAAUUGACCUGCCAAUAAACUUCGCCCACACACUCUACUCCCGAAAAUAAGUUAUCAUUUCCCCCCACUUUGAAUGGGCACCAUCGGCGUCAAGCAGUCUCUUGUCUAUGAUGUUUUUGUAUUUAGAUUUUGUGAAUUAUUCAGUCGGAAGAGAAAACAAAACAAAAUGGCUGUCUGCUAUAACGGGCGUUGCGCAACUUUUUAAAGAACCAUUCUAAAAUAUUCAAUUGAUCGUUUGGCAGCGUACAAUCACCUUCGAGAUCUGAUAAGACCCAUCAAGGCUACAUAUUUGUCCAGGUCAAUAAUGCCUCUCCAAUAAGAGAACAAUUCAAACCCCAUUAUGUUCCUCUUAUUUUACAUUUUAUUUUUGUGGCGAAAGAUAAAAAUUUCUUGCGCCCUAGUUGUGCACCUUUCCCAUUUUGCAUGUUUCAUUACGUUUGCUGCCUAUACGAUACCGUUUUUAUUGACUAUGUUGGUUUAUCUUUUUCUACCUUCUCAUGUCUCACAUUUUUUGGUUCCAAUCUUCGUAUUUAUACGACCCUCAACUGCUGCGUUAUCGACGGUUUCAUAUGCUUUUGUGCCAUUGCACCAAAUAUUCACAGUUUUCUUUGUUCCGUUUAACGGUGCGUAUCAUCCGUCUAUUGAAACAAGAUCUACUAAUUGGAGGCUACGUAAAAUGUGAAUAAACGAAAGUACGUAACUUUA